UGACCAUAGGAUUAGAAGCACUCGACUGGAGCCCACUCGGUCAAACCUUUAAACCUCACCCGUCUGUAAGUGACAGUUAUGCCUAUCGGCGUACUACCGUUUCAAAAUGUGGAAAAGAAGUCAUCGCCAUUCGCCCAUGUCGCACACGUCACUAUCAAUCUGAAACGGAUUCAGUGAUUUUAACAUCGCCAAAAACAUAAAAAGCCCGCUAAUUUAAACACGUGCCAAUCAGUUCAAUUACAGGAGUAACGACUAGAACUGGAAACAAAAGGUUCGAAAAACCAGCAACUUCAGCUGGGAGCUUACUCACGAGAUCAAAAAAAAAAAAAAAACCGCGAAAAUUCAGUUAGCACAGAUCAAGAAACAUCCUUAGAUCUUCCGAAUCAUUAAAAUUAAACCCAGAAUUUUUUGUUUAUAAUAAAAAAAAUUUAAAAACAAAUUGUAGGUGUUAAUCGACCCGACAAUGACGGAGUCGAACUUGAAUCUCCUUGAAGCUCUCGAGCCAAAGAGGGAUGCCUAUGGAUUUGCUGUGAGACCUCAACACAUACAAACAUAUAGACAGUACGUUAACAUCUACAAGGAAGAGGAAGAGGAAAGAUCAGAGAAAUGGAAGAUCUUCUUGGAACAGCAUGCAAAACCUACUGAACCAUGCUUUUCUGAGGUGGAAGAUAGAAAAAUAUUGCAGGCUGAAGCUACUGAGAUGAAAGAAAAGCCUCUUCCUGAGGAAAAUAAAGAGAGCUUGCAUGUAGAAGCUAGUGAGGGAAAUGAAGAGGCUGCUAUUGAAGCAAAAGAAGAGACUACUUCUGAGAAGGAACACAAAGUGAUUUUUCAGAGUGAAGCUACCCAAUUGAAUGUAGAAGCUGCUUCAGAGGAGGGAUGUAGAAAGACAUGCCAAGGUGAAGCUAUUAAAGUGAAAGAGGAGGUUGAUUCUGUAGAUGAAAGCAAAGAGACAUCGCAGACUGAAGCCACUGAGUUAGAAGAAGGGGUUGCCUCAAAGAGGAUCAAGGAAGGGGAUGCUCCAAGUACAAAGCUUGAUUCUGCUGGUUCAACAGAAAAACCUGAUUCUGCUAGUUUGCAAGAAAGUAAAACAGAAAAGCCAGAUUCUGCUCAUUCAACAGAAAGUGAAAGAGAAAAGGAGGUGCAGCUUGCAGAAGAAACAAAGACACGUAAAGUUGAAAGAUGGGCUAAGACUAGACCAGUCCUUUGUGCCAUUGAGAAUAUGAUGAAUUCACGGGCUAAGAAGGGAAAGAAUAUGAAAAAUAUGAAUAUGAAUGAAAGCGGAGACCAUCUUCCAUCAAUAAAAGAGGCAAGAUCCCCAGAACCAGAAUCUGAGGAUGAGUUCGAGGAAAAGGUCUGUGUUAAUGUGAGGUCUUCUAGGGAAGAAAACGAUGCAGGCAAUGAGGCAUCUCAAGAAUCCUUUUUCCCUUGGAAAGAAGAGCUGGAGAGCCUCGUUCAUGGAGGAGUGCCAAAGGAUCUCAGAGGGGAGGUAUGGCAAGCCUUUGUAGGUGUUAAGGCUCGACGAGUGGAGAGAUAUUACGAGGAUUUGCUGGCUCAAGAAACCUAUGAGGAUGAUCAGCAAAGUAACUCAUCUGGCGUGUUCAGAAAAUGGAAAAGGCAGAUUGAGAAGGAUUUACCGCGGACUUUUCCAGGUCAUCCUGCUUUGAAUGAUAAUGGUAGGGAUUCCUUGAGGCGUUUACUUUUAGCCUAUGCUCGACAUAACCCCUCUGUUGGGUACUGUCAGGCAAUGAAUUUCUUUGCUGGAUUGUUGCUACUUCUGAUGCCAGAGGAAAAUGCCUUUUGGACCUUGGUGGGCAUUAUUGACAAUUAUUUUGAUGGGUACUAUACAGAGGAAAUGAUAGAAUCUCAGGUUGACCAACUUGUAUUUGAAGAGUUGAUGCGUGAAAGAUUUCCCAAAUUGGUCAAUCAUCUGGAUUACUUGGGAGUGCAGGUGGCAUGGAUUUCUGGACCCUGGUUUCUUUCCAUAUUUGUUAAUAUGCUUCCUUGGGAGAGCGUUCUUCGCAUUUGGGAUGUGCUUCUAUUUGAAGGAAAUCGUGUUAUGCUAUUUCGAACGGCCCUUGCUCUAAUGGAAUUAUAUGGUCCUGCCUUAGUUACAACUAAAGAUGCUGGGGAUGCCAUCACUUUGCUGCAGUCCCUUGCUGGCUCAACAUUUGACAGCAGCCAACUUGUUUUGACUGCCUGCAUGGGGUUUUUGGCUGUGACUGAUGCUAGAUUACAAGACUUGAGAGAUAAGCAUAGGCCUGCUGUGCUAGCAAUUGUUGAGGAAAGAACAAAAAGAGGUCGAGUUUGGAAAGAUUCAAAAGGACUUGCAUCUAAGCUGUACAGUUUCAAGCAUGAUCGUGGGUCACUGCUGGAAGAAACAAAGCCUGCUCAAGAGGUAGCUGAUGGAGACAUAUCUAAUUUGGAGACUCGUUCGUCGAAUCUGGAUGAAUUGCUUUGUAGCCUAAAUGCUGAUUCAGAAGUAGAUUCCCUACCAGAUCUUCAAGAACAGGUUGAUUGGAUGAAGGUUGAGCUAUGUAGGUUGCUUGAGGAAAAAAGAGCUGCCAUACUCCGAGCUGAGGAGCUAGAGACAGCACUUGUGGAGAUGGUCAAAGAAGAUAACCGACGGCAAUUGAGUGCAAAGAUUGAACAGUUAGAGCAAGAGGUGGCUGAUCUACAGCAAGCCCUUGCUGAUAAGAAAGAACAAGAAGCUGCUAUGCUUAAGGUUUUGAUGCGGCUAGAGCAAGAGCAAAGGAUAACUGAAGAUGCUCGCAGAAACACAGAGCAAGAUGCAGCUGCCCAGAGAUAUGCAGUUACUGUGCUUCAGGAAAAAUAUGAGAAGGCUAUGGCUUCUAUUGCUCAGAUGGAAAAGAGGGUGGUUAUGGCAGAAUCAAUGUUGGAGGCUACCUUGCAAUAUCAAUCUGGCCAAGCUAAAGCACUAUCAUCUCCACGGGCUCAGCGUAAUCAGGCCUCCACACAGGACAGUCCCAGAAGAAAGGCAGGGAUAUUGUCAUUCGGACUUGGCUGGCGUGACAAGAACAAGGGCAAACCCAAUUUUGAGGAGUCUACAGACGGUAAAUCCUGGGAGGAAACUUAAACCCUAGACCAAGAGAAGAACUAGCCCUGGUGCCAUAUCAUUCUUUGAAUUUGUGCCUCCACUGCCAAGAAGUCACUUCUCUGCAUCUGUUCUGAUAUUUAAUAGCUCUGUUUCCUUAUCUGUAGUUAUGAGUAUACUGGCAAUUAAUUAAUGGUAAGAGAGGGGUCUAUUUGUAUAAAGUAUCAAUUUGAACCCAAGUAGACUUGUAGAAGUCAGAUUAAUUUGACUUUAAUCAAAUGUGUAGCAGCACGUUAUACAUUAAUCAGCAAACAAAGAUUUUUAUUUUAAUUUCCACAA
This is a messenger RNA of Theobroma cacao (cacao), 3391 nucleotides long. RefSeq names its product Ypt/Rab-GAP domain of gyp1p superfamily protein. The record is from RefSeq and is a predicted model, not a curated record. Gene Ontology annotation, molecular function: GTPase activator activity; small GTPase binding. Gene Ontology annotation, biological process: regulation of GTPase activity. Lineage: Eukaryota; Viridiplantae; Streptophyta; Magnoliopsida; Malvales; Malvaceae.